Messenger RNA from Trichosurus vulpecula (common brushtail), 360 nucleotides. Its product is annotated as 40S ribosomal protein S20-like. The record is from RefSeq and is a predicted model, not a curated record. Lineage: Eukaryota; Metazoa; Chordata; Mammalia; Diprotodontia; Phalangeridae. Gene Ontology annotation, cellular component: cytosolic small ribosomal subunit; ribosome. The coding region runs from base 1 to 360 and encodes 119 amino acids. Gene Ontology annotation, biological process: translation. The transcript has a single exon. Gene Ontology annotation, molecular function: structural constituent of ribosome.
AUGGCAUUCAAAGACACCGGCAAGACCCUUGUGGACCACAAACUGGCCAUUCUCCAAAUCCGGAUCACCCUCACCAGCCGCAAUGUAAAAUCGCUCAAGAAAGUAUGUGCUAACCUAAUUAGAGGAGCCAAAGAAAAGAACUUGAAAGUGAAGGGGCCUGUUCGAAUGGCCACUAAGACACUUCAGAUCAUAACUAGAAAGACUCCUUGCCGUGAAGGUUCAAAGACUUGGGAUCGGUUCCAGAUGAGAAUCCACAAACGCCUUAUUGAUUUGCACAGUCCUUCUGAAAUUGUUAAACAGAUCACUUCUAUCAGCGUUGACCCAGGUGCAGAAGUUGAAGUCACCAUUGCAGAUGCCUAA